UAAAUUGACAUUCUUUUUUGGAACACGGAAGUGUUGCCCGAAACGGUCUAAAAGUGCAUGUUUGCAUUCGCUUCAUCUUCUACCGCGAGAAGUGUGAAAUAUUUACUCUGGCGAGGUGACGCGAUAAACUUAAAUUCACAACGCGGCUUUACGCUUCACAAGCAGUUUUGCAGUCGUAGAUUGUGGCACUACUUUGGGUAACAUUUAAAGCACUUUUAAUGUAAAAUACGUAUGAAUGUUACAGUUAAAACGGGUCAGUCUGACAAGACAAAAGCCGCUUCCUUGCGCUAAUGCGAUACGUUACGUUACAGUUCCCAUUGAUCGGUCACUGUCACAUGCUGACUUAUUAUUACGUCAAAGAUAAUGCUGUACUCAGUGGGUGUAUUCACAUUUCACACAUAAGUAGUGUAGAACUCAAGAGUCGUAUGCAAAGCCAUUUUGGGAACACUUAUUUGUCCUCACGAGUAAGGCAAAGCUGCACUAGUUGACAUCUGUGCGUUACUAGGAGCUAUUUCUAAAAAUGUCAAAAUAGUUGUACAACAAAAUAGAUAUCAUUGGAUAUAGAGGAUGAUACACGAAUAAAAUGAGCCCUAGUUUUUAAGAAUUGGUUAAGAAUGAAAGAUUUUAUGCCAUUUUUUAUGUAGCAAAUUGGCAAUGUAAAUCAUUAGAAAAUGUGUGACCAAAACCUUUAUUAUUUGGUAGAACAAUGCCCGUAUAUUAGUCUUAUUAGUGGAAAUCCACCCAUCCAUCCAUUUUCUGAGCCGCUUCACCUCACAAGGGUCGCGGGCGUGCUGGAGCCUAUCCCAGCUGUCAUCGGGCAGGAGGCGAGGUACACCCUGAACUGGUUGCCAGCCAAUCGCAGGGCACAUACAAACAAACAACCACUCACAGUCACACCUAUGGGCAAUUUAGAGUCUCCAAUUAAUGCAUGUUUUUGGGAUGUGGGAGGAAACCGGAGUGCCCGGAGAAAACCCACGCAGGCACGGGGAGAACAUGCAAACUCCACACAGGCGGGGCUGGGGAUUGAACCCGGGUCCUCAGAACUGUGAGGCUGACACUCUAACCAGAAAUGUGAUGUUUAAAAAGGCCAUUUUCAUUUUUUUUUGUUUUUUAUGUCGUUUUCCUCUCAAACCAUUUCAUUUUCCGGGUCAAACUGAGAGCAAGCGCAUUGGCAGAAUUACUUCAGAUUGGCAGAAUGAGUGAAUUUCAGACAUAGUUUUCUAUUGUGGUCGAAUCCUAUGAACGUGUCAUUUUCAACGCCAAAGUCGAGGAAUAUAUUCAUCUUUGUCAGGUCCACAGAAAAGCUCAUCUGGAGUAAAAUUUUCAAAAACUAGGCAGUAAAGGGAUUUCUCAACAACAUAAUCUGAAAAGAACAAUGGUUAUCUUGCCCGAAACAAUGAAAAAGCGCAAUUUUGGUGGAUUUCUGCUAAAUCCACAUGCCCGAAAUCCGGCACAGAAAAAUGGUGGCCGUGUUUCUGGAUUGAGUAACAUACUUACUACUAGUGAAUAGAGAUCACAUGACUUCAGAUUGAGAUAAAUCUGGACUAAUGUGAUGCAAAUUGACAUCGACUAGACGCAGACGACUUCCUUUUUCAGUAUAUUAGUACAAUAAUUAAAAAAUAUAUAAAAAUAUAAACUACAAAUAAAAUGUAAUAUAAUUGAACAAAAUCACAGGAGGUGGGAAUGCUUUGUAAAAAUCUAUGAAGCUCAUACACCAAAUUUAUGCAUUUAUGCAUAAACUUUAGAACACAAGAGCAUGGACAUUGUCUGGGUGAAAGCUCAUCCGCUGUUGUGCGACAAUUAAAAAAAAUAAAUAAAUAAAUCCUCUUGAUCAGUAUGCUUGCUACUGGGACAGCCAGGUAAUGUUUCCACAACUUCGCCUCGUUCUGGCCCCAUCACAGGAGAGGGUUCUGCAAUGGCUUUUUUCUUUUACUGGUUCUCUCUUCCUAUAGCAAAUCUGCAUGUCCUGUUGUUCGACUUUGUUGUUAUACUGGUGUGCUUUUAUUUUGAAGGCCUGACUUUGCCAGCAACAGGAUGCCUAUCUAUGCCAGUGAUACCUGAGUGUUGCUGAGUGGACCGGGAGGGUUGAUGUUGCCUCCGGUUGUGAAUAAAAGCAUGCAUUGUGGAAUACGCCUUGCUGUCUGAACCCCUUGAUACACAAGAGGACAGCUGCAAGCGGUUCUGCUUCCUUAAGCCAAAAAUCUAGUUGAUGUCACGAUAUAAAUGAACAUGUCCCCUGCGCCCACCAAUGAGCUGGGCUUUAAACCCCCAGAUGGUGGCUGGGGUUGGAUGGUUGUGAUUGGGGCUCAUAUUUCCAUUGGCUUUGCCUAUGCUACGCCUAAAGCCCUCUCCAUUUUCUUCAACGACAUCCAAUUAGACUUCCAAGCCAGCUACAGUGAUAUAGCAUGGAUCUCCUCUAUCAUGUUGGCAGCCAUGUAUGCUGGAGGGCCAGUGAGCAGUGCAUUGGUCAAUCGCUACGGAAGCCGACCAAUAGUUAUACUCGGCGGCCUGAUGUGUGGGGCCUCCAUGGUAGCUGCUUCCUUUGGAAACUCCAUCAUUUUCCUCUACUUAUGCAUUGGUGUCAUUGCGGGCUGCGGACUCGCCUUAAACCUGAAUGCAUCUCUCACCAUCAUCAGCAAGUACUUUCUGGACAAGCGCCCUUUAGCCAAUGGUCUCGCAAUGGCAGGGAGUCCUGUGUUUUUGUGCUUCUUGGCCCCUCUUAAUCAAUAUCUACUGGACAAGUUUGGAUGGAGAGGAAGUCUUCUUAUAAUAGGGGCUUUGAUGCUGAACAGUUGUGUUGCUGGGGCCUUGAUGAGACCAAUUGGUUCCUGUAAUGCAUCAUCUUGUGCACAGCAACAAAAGUCUGAGGAGCAGUCAAAUAACGGUAACACCAAGAAAUGGAAACAAAUCUGUGGCAGUCGUGCCAAGAAAAUCUUAGCUUGGUCCGUCUUCAAAGAUCGAGGCUUUCUAAUUUACCUCAUUGGGAACAUAAUGUUCAUUUUUGGUGCCUACGCACCUAUUGUGUUCCUGUCAGCCUAUGCUGUUAGUCAUGGUGUUGACCAAUACUCAGCAGCAUAUCUACUCUCCAUUAUGGGUUUUGUGGACAUGUUUGUUCGGCCUGGCACCGGCCUGAUUGCCAACAGCAAGUGGAUCAGACCGAGAGUUCAGUACUUUUUCAGCUUUGCCAUGGUUUUCAAUGGCACGUGCCACUUACUAUGCCCACUGAUCAAAAACUAUACCUUCUUGGUGGUCUACGCUGUGUUUUUUGGUGUGGGUUUCGGAAUGGUUUUUGCCCUCAUAUUUGAGUGCCUGAUGGAUCUGAUGGGAAAUCAACGCUUCCCGAGUGCUGUUGGACUGGUCACUAUCAUUGAGUGUGUCCCCAUGCUGCUGGGACCACCCACUGCAGGGUUGCUGGUGGAUAUAUUUGGUGACUACAAGUACCUCUUCUUCUUGUGUGGCACAGUGAUUGUUACUGGUGGGAUCUUCCUUUUCAUCAUGAACAUUUACAACUAUCACAUGCUGGAAAAAGAGAGGGGUAGACAACCAAACCCAAAUCAUAUACAAGUUGUAGGUCAGGGCCAGGGCGAGAUGCUUAACAUACUCAAUCACAGUUUUCUUACAAAGGAGUCUGCUGUGCCUGAGAUUAAAGAUGGGAGUGAGCCAGCGAUGUGUUGAAGGAAUCAAGUCAUUCCGCUUCAUUUUUAUUUCUCUUAUUUGCGUGGCCACGAUGUACCAGAGAGAGGUGUAUUUCACAUCCAGUGAGCUAUUUUUAGUCAGACAACUGAAAAUGCUAUUAACCUGACCAAUUAUUUGAAUGAGCUGCAAGCACCAGUACCAGUGCUUCUGCAGAACCAUGAUUGAAGUUAAAUGUUGGCAAUUGUAACAAGUGCUGGGCGAUAUGGCCUAAAUUUGUUAUCACAAUUCCCCACCCCCCCAAUGUCGAUAUUCGAUAUGACUCGAUUAGGGCUGCAACAAAUACUGGAAUGUUUCGAGUACUUUGAAUACAAAAAAUGCUCGGAAUUUUCUCUCCCUCAGGGAUCCACUUAUUUAAUGUAUUCAAUGCCUGCCCUCCAAGUUUGAUUGUUUUAAUUAUGUGUGUAUGCCUUUAAGAGGGCGGGCGGUGGUGAGUAGUGUGACAUAGGCGUAAGGAAAAGUAAGCCUGGGAAGAUGCUGCUGGUACGCGUUGUAGCUAGCAAUGUAAAUUUAAGAAAUAAAAAGUUUUUUUUUUAUUUAUUUAAUUUUUUUUAAUUUUUUUAAGAAAAACAAUUGGUUAUUAUUUUUUUUGAGUGAAAUGGCUUAUUUUUUUCUUGUAUUCAUAAUUGGUCUUUAACCAAGCAAAAAUAUAAUUAAUCCGAAUACUGGAUUAUUCGAUAACAUUUUUAGUGGGAUACUCAAGUACUAAAAUAUUUGAUAACUGCAGCCCUAGAUUACACUGAACAAAAAUAUAAAUGAAACACUUUUGUUUGACCCAAAGAUCCAAACCUUUUUCUACAUACACAAAAGGCCAUUUCCCUCGAAUAUUGUUCACAAAUCUGUCUAGAUCUGUGUUAGUGAGCAUUUCUCCUUUGUCGAGAUAAUCCAUCCCAUACUCUGACCCCCAAAACCCCCACAAUAAAGCAAAACUGUACAUUUCAGCGUGGCCUUUUAUUGUGGCCAGCCUAAGGGACACCUGUGCAAUAGUCAUACUGUCUCAUCAGCAUCUUGAUAUGGCACACCUGUGAGGUGAGAUGGAUUAUCUCGACAAAGGAGAAAUGCUCACUAACACAGAUCUAGACAGAUUUGUG
Phyllopteryx taeniolatus (common seadragon) is the source of this 4784-nucleotide messenger RNA. Its product is annotated as monocarboxylate transporter 2-like. The record is from RefSeq and is a predicted model, not a curated record. Bases 2224 to 3675 code for a protein of 483 amino acids. Gene Ontology annotation, biological process: transmembrane transport; monocarboxylic acid transport. Lineage: Eukaryota; Metazoa; Chordata; Actinopteri; Syngnathiformes; Syngnathidae. Gene Ontology annotation, cellular component: membrane. The transcript is spliced from 5 exons. Gene Ontology annotation, molecular function: monocarboxylic acid transmembrane transporter activity.